Messenger RNA from Raphanus sativus (radish), 606 nucleotides. Its product is annotated as prefoldin subunit 1. The record is from RefSeq and is a predicted model, not a curated record. Gene Ontology annotation, biological process: protein folding. NCBI's taxonomy places the organism in Eukaryota, Viridiplantae, Streptophyta, Magnoliopsida, Brassicales, Brassicaceae. Gene Ontology annotation, cellular component: prefoldin complex; cytoplasm. Bases 112 to 498 code for a protein of 128 amino acids. Gene Ontology annotation, molecular function: protein folding chaperone. The transcript is spliced from 6 exons.
CUGCAACCGAAAGUUGUCUGUUUCUUUUUCUUUUGCUAUAACCCUAAAACGAGAAAGAAGAAAGACCUUUUAUUUAUUUUCUGCAGUGGGAAGAGCUAAAGAUCUGCAGAUAUGGCGGACGAAGCAACCCGAACUGCAUUUCUAGAGAUUCAAGCAAGCAUGAUCGAUCUCACCGGCAAGCUCAAGCAGGUGCAGACACAGAUGCGGAACAAAGAGGGAGAUAGAAAACGUGCUUACUUAACCUUGGAGGAGCUACGCCCUUUGCCUGAAGAUACUAACACUUUCAAGUCUAUAGGAAGAACGUUUCUUCUAGAGCCCAAGAGUGUACUAGAGGCUGAACAAGAGCAGAAGUUCAAGGAUAGCGAGGCUACAAUUGCUUCUCUUCAGACAUCGAAGGAGAACUUGGAGAAGAAGAUUGCAGAGGUGGAGAACAGCUUGAGGGAGCUGUUGCAGCAAGAACCUGGCAUCGCUCGACAGAUUAUGUCCAUGUCUAUGUAAUACUCUUCUGUUUUUGUUGUUUCAAUUUUCCCCGACCUUGAACAAAUGCACACAACAAAUCUUAGUUUGGUUCUGCUUUUAUCAGAGCGAUUGGUCUUUUUUGAAGUU